Messenger RNA from Naumovozyma dairenensis CBS 421, 3105 nucleotides. RefSeq names its product Sdd3p (gene SDD3). Gene Ontology annotation, molecular function: metal ion binding. The transcript has a single exon. The coding region runs from base 1 to 3105 and encodes 1034 amino acids. Lineage: Eukaryota; Fungi; Ascomycota; Saccharomycetes; Saccharomycetales; Saccharomycetaceae. The record is from RefSeq and is a predicted model, not a curated record.
AUGGCGUUCAACAAGUUACUCUCAUUCCAAUUGGAAUAUGCACCACAAUAUCACCUCACCAAAUAUGUCUCUGCAAGAACUGGUCUUCAAUUAGUUCAUAUCGAUCAUAAAUCAUCCCCAUUAGUCCAAGGUUAUUUCGCAGUAGGUACGGAAUGUCCUAAUGAUUCCGGUGUCCCUCAUACUUUGGAACAUUUGAUAUUCAUGGGUUCGAAGGAACAUCCAUACAAGGGUUUAUUAGAUACCGUGGGGAACCUAUGUAUGUCCUCGACUAAUGCAUGGACUGCCACAGAUCAAACUGUUUAUACUUUAACCAGUGCUGGCUGGAAGGGGUUCUCUAAAUUAUUACCAUCCUACUUGAAUCAUAUCUUAUUUCCCACUUUAACUGACGAAGCUUGUACUACGGAGGUUUACCAUGUGGAUCCUGAGGAUUUUAGUGAUAAAGGUGUCGUCUUUAGUGAAAUGGAAGCCAUCGAAUCUCAAAGUUGGUUUGUUACCAUGUUGGAAAAGCAAAGGUUAAUGUUCCCCGAAGGUAGUGGGUAUAGAUCAGAAACUGGUGGGUUAACAAAUAAUUUAAGAACUUUGACAAAUGAUGAAAUUAAAAAAUUCCAUAAGGAAAUGUAUUCUUCAGAUAAUUUAUGUUUGAUCAUAUGUGGUAAUGUUCCACAAAGUGAAUUAUUGGAUAUCAUGGAAAAUUGGGACUCUACUUUACCUGAAAAGGACAAUUCAACUAAGAAAAGACCAUUCCUAGAUACACCAGAAUCACAAAUUCCAAGUUCAAGAAAUGAAAUAAUCGAAUCUACUGUAGAAUUCCCAGAGUUAGACGAAUCCCAAAGUGAAAUCCUAUUUUCUUGGAUCGGUGAACCUUACUUAUCAUAUACUACUGAUCUUGCUGUAUCAAUGCUUUUGGAUUAUUUCACUGAAUCCGCCUUGGCUCCAUUUACUAAACAAUUAGUUGAAAUCAGUGAUCCAUUGGCAAAUUCUACAGAUUACUGGACAGACGAUUAUAUGAGAACAAUUAUUAACCUUGGUAUUCAUGGUGUUCCAACUGAAAAAAUGGAACAAACUAAAGCAAAAGUUAUGGAAAUCUUAGCAACACAUGAAAUAGACAUGGCAAGAAUUAAACAAGUUGUUGACAACGGGAAAUGGGAGUAUAUUUUAAGGUGUGAAAAAAAUGGUGAUAGUGUUUUAUCCCAAGCAGUCAUUACCGAUUUCCUAUAUGGUGAUUUACAUGGAUCAUCUCUUGAAGCUUCCGUUAAGAGUUUAUCUGAUUUCAAUGAAUUAUCAAAGUGGACUUCUGAACAGUGGUCCAGCUUAAUAAAGAAAAUAUUUAUCGAUAAUAAACCAAUUAUAGUAUUAGGUAAACCAAGCUCUGAAUUGUAUGAGUCAAUUGAUAAGGAAAAAGAAAAAUUAUUAAGGGAAAGAAAGGAACAAUAUGGGGAACAUGGCUUAUCGAAGCUACGUGAAACAUUGGAUCAAGCCCAAACUCAUAAUAAUACACCAAUUCCAGAAUCUUUGUUGGAGGCCUUUAUUCUCGAAAACCCGGAGAAAACAGUCGAUUUUAUUUCAACUGUAAGUAUUACAGUAUGUGAUGAUACAAAACAUAAAAAUGAAGCUGAUCCAUUAACCCGAUCAAUCUUGAAUUCGAAGCCAGAAAAUUUCCCACUAUUCUUACAUUUGGGACACUUUCCUUCUCAAUUCAUUGAAUUACAUUGCUUACUAAAUUCUACAUGCAUUAAGGAUACCACAUUACUACCAUAUUACCACGUAUUUACCGAAUUAUUUUCAAUGCCAAUGAAAGGGGAAAACAAUGAAAUAGUUAUUCCAUAUGAAGAAGUUGUGUCAAAAUUGAAAUCCGAAACAGUUGACUCCCAAAUAUCAUUAGGUUUAAAUGCAACAUGUCCAGAAUUGAUCGAUCUCCGGAUCAGAUGUAAAUCUGAUGACUAUUCUAAAGCCGUAAACUGGAUUAAACAUUGUUUAUUUGAUAUGAUUUUUGAUGAAAAGAGAGUGUCUGUGUUAGUAGAAAAUUACUUGAAUUCUAUUGUGGAAUUAAAGAGGGAAGGUGAUGUCAUGUUAGAAUCUCUAACAUGUAGGAAUAUAUAUUCCACUAGAUCAAUGAAAAAAUCUGUCGAUCCGCUUUACGUUGAAUCUAUCCUUGAGGAUGUCUUAAAUGAUAUCGAGGAUGGAAAAUUCCAAGAAAAGGUUUUACCAAGAUUGGAAACUAUGAGAAUUCAACUCAGAGAACACUUUAAUAAGUUCCACAUUUUGAUCUUCGGUGAUGUUUCCAAAAUUCAAUCUGAAGUAUAUAAGCCAUGGGAAAGCCUAAUCGCAAAUCUAGAUGCUGCCCCUCAAAGUUAUAAAGUCAAGACACCACCGGUCCCAAGACUAUUAAGUUCAGUUUCUCCUCUAUGCAAAAAACCAUCCGAACGUGCCUAUAUUAUUACUGCACCUGCAUCUGAAUCGUCUUACAUGAAUGUCAUCACGCCCGUACCAUUUAAUCUAAACUACAAUGACCCUGAGUAUGCUGCUGUUUUGUUAGCGUCCGAAUAUUUACAAUGUGUUGAAGGUCCGUUUUGGAAAGGUAUCCGUGGAUCAGGUUUGGCUUAUGGAGCAAACAUGGUUAAAAUGACUGAAAUUAACUCGUGGGGGUUUAAUAUUUAUCGUGGAACAGAUAUAGUUAAAUGUUAUCAAGCUGGUAAGCAAAUUGUUGAAGGCUAUGCCACAGGUGUGGCACAAUUUCAGCCUAAUUUGAUGCAAGGCGCUGUAAACAGUAUUAUUAAUAGACUUGCUACUAUUGAGAAUGGUUACUUCGCCGCAAGUAUUUCCAAGUAUGUAGACGAUUUUUUGUUGGCAAGAGGACCUAAUUUUAACAAGAUGAUUCUAGAAAGACUAGCCGAUGUAUCCAUUAAGGAGUUACAACAUGUAAUGCAAAAAUACUUCGUGAAUUUGUUUGACUCUGACAAAAGUGUAGUCUUCAUUUGUUGCCACCCUUCCAAAGUAGAAGCUGUUCAAGAAUUUCUCGAGGAACAGGGUUUCACUGUCGAUAUUGAAGAAUUAGAAGAUGAAGAACAAGAUGAAGAUGAAGAUGACGAAGGGAAUUCUGAUUAG